UCUGUCUAAUAGAUUUCCACAAGAGCUUCAGGCCACACUUACUUUCUUCAGAAAGCGGAUUGGUGUGUCAAGACACUAAGACCUCCGUGCCUCGCCUCCACCUUAGCCACUCUGUUCGCAGGUCUGGCGGGGGACCCGGCGACGGUCGUGGUGGUGGCAGUGGUGGCGCUGGGAGAUGCCCGGGAGGCCCACGGAGGUCCAUGUGGCGCCCUAGGUGGGAUGCUGGCAUCCUGAAGGCCGAAGCCCUGGCCCUGCUCCCCUGUGGCCUGGGCAUGGCGUUCUCUCAGUCUCACGUGAUGGCCUCUCGACGGCACCAACAUGGCCGACUCAUCAUCGAGGUGGACGAAUACAGCUCCAAUCCCACCCAGGCCUUCACCUUCUACAAUAUCAAUCAGGGCCGCUUCCAGCCACCUCAUGUGCAGAUGGUGGACCCAGUGCCUCACGAUGCCCCAAAGCCACCUGGCUACACACGCUUUGUCUGUGUUUCUGACACUCACUCAAGGACAGAUCCCAUUCAGAUGCCCUACGGCGAUGUGCUGAUCCACGCUGGGGACUUCACGGAACUGGGGCUCCCAAGCGAGGUGAAGAAGUUCAAUGAAUGGCUGGGCAGCCUGCCCUAUGAGUACAAGAUCGUGAUUGCGGGCAACCACGAGCUGACCUUCGACCAGGAGUUCAUGGCUGAUCUCAUCAAGCAGGACUUUUACUACUUCCCAUCUGUGUCCAAGCUGAAGCCGGAGAACUAUGAGAACGUGCAGUCUCUGCUGACCAACUGCAUCUACCUGCAGGACUCAGAGGUCACGGUGCGUGGCUUCCGGAUCUACGGCUCCCCAUGGCAGCCCUGGUUCUAUGGCUGGGGAUUCAACCUCCCGAGAGGCCAAGCGCUCCUGGAGAAGUGGAAUCUCAUCCCAGAAGGAGUUGACAUCCUUAUAACUCAUGGACCACCACUGGGCUUUCUAGACUGGGUCCCCAAGAAGAUGCAGCGCGUGGGCUGCGUGGAGCUGCUCAACACAGUCCAGAGGCGGGUCCAGCCACGGCUGCACGUCUUUGGCCACAUCCAUGAAGGGUAUGGCGUCAUGGCAGACGGGACUACCACCUAUGUGAACGCGUCGGUGUGCACUGUGAACUAUCAGCCUGUGAAUCCCCCCAUAGUCAUCGACCUGCCCACACCCCGGAACUCCUGACUGCUACCCACUCCAGUUCUGCCUGCCCAUGUCAGCUCUGUAUGUCUGGCCAAGAGCCUGGAUCCCCUAACCCACUUCCUCCCAUGCAGAACAGCCCGGACAGUCCAUUUGGCCACGGGACCAGCCAGCAACGAGUAGAAUCCUUGGGAUAAAAGAAAUCGCCUUUGUCAGCUUUCUACCGCCUGCUGCUGGGGCCUUGAGCAGUCCCAUCAGGGCCACCAGGCUCAUCUCUGUGUUCUGUGUGUGCAUCUGCCCCUUUGUUCUAGAGCCUAACACACUCACAGCCCUGUCUCACUUGGGAAAUGACAGAAGCUCGUUUCGACCGACACCCUCCGGCUUUGAGAAGUCGCUGCUCUCAGAUGGAAUUUGGGAAGUUUUACACAAGAUGUCUAGCUACCCAAGUGUGUGGCUUGUGAGCCCCAAGGUUGUGAAAGUGUAUGGCCUAGGCUCAGGCAGCUCUUCUCUGGCUGGAGGAAAGGAGAUAGACUCGUUCCUUACGUGCAUGGGUCUUGGGAGUGUUCAGGGACAUCUCAGGAAUUCCGACAGCCCCCGGCCAGGCCUAGAGCAGAUGGCUUGGCUUAGUCCCCCAUUCCAUCCUCAGGACCCUGCUGCCAAUGUGGACAAUGGCUGAGUGUCUCCAGCUUCUGGCUCAGAACCUGGAUUUGGGGAGGGGAGCUUUGUUCUUCUGGGUGGCCAGAAACUGCUGGUUACUCAUCACAGUGAGGCCAUCUUAGAUCAUCUGGGACCACACUACUUUGUAGAUCACGAUGGCCAGGGGAUUCUGUGGGCUGAGACCUAUGCCUGGUCAUGUACAUGCCCCACGUUUAUGGCAUGUGUGUGCUUCUCCAAACCUAACCAGGUUGUUAGCAUCUACAAUGAGCUCCAUCCUCCAUGUGAUUGAUUUUUCCCUUCAGAGGGUUCCAGGAAGUUUGUCAGUACCACCAGUAACCGGGAGGUGGCGCAGUUACAGAGCCACCCUGGGUGCUGAUGGCAGCUCCACCUCUGGCUGUAGCCUUUCUUGAGUUAGGCCUGGGUGAACCCAUCUGCAGAGGACAGAGCCAGCAGGCCCUGGGUCAGGGGGAGGCAGAGUCCAUCACUGUCUAUUUAAAAUGCCCAUAUUUGUUCUUUGUGGACUCUUUUUUGCACUCAUUCCGAUUCUUAGUAACAUGUCACUAAAAUAGUAUUAUUUGUCCCGACUCUUGAUGUUUUACACCCUUUAUGUCAUGCAUCAGACACGAGGGCCUCACUUGCUUGGCCUGGUUCCAGCCUUGGGGACCAGAUAUCCUGGUACCUUUACUCGGUAUAAUUUUGUUUUAUCUACAGACAUUCCUGCAAGGUAGGUACUCUUGCCCUGUUACAGAGAUGAGUCCACUGAGGCCAGAGAGGAGAGGUCACUUGCCUGAGGAUGCACAGCACAAAGGGGGCAGCAGUGGGAUUUGGGCCUCCAUCUCUGGCCUCACACCCUCACCAUCACCACUGGAGUUCUCUCCCUGCAAAGCAGGGCCUGGGUGGAGAGUCUCGCUUCAUUUGGAAGGGUCCUGUUCAAAACUGGCUCUUGUUCAUUCUCAACCUCAAGUCCCUCAGACCAUCAGGAAUCCUGAGCUUUCGGCUCAGCAUCCCAGCAUCCUGUGAGGCCCACUCCCAAUUCUUUCUCUGCGGGUGAGUGAGCUGGGCUCUGGGAUGCAUUCCCAGGUCACCUUUGGUGCCCUACGUUGGCUAGGGACAACUGUGCCCCACAGGACACAGGCCUGCAGGAAUCUUGCUUGGGCCAAGUGGUUCCUGGUGUGUGGGACAUUUACAAGGUCUCUCUUCGGUGCCUCAGAUGCAUGGCGUGUUUGGGGCAGAGAAAAAUACAUCUCCCCAGUGCUUUCUCAGCUCCGCAGUUUCUAUAUGGAACAAGAACUAUAAACUUAAAAAAAUUUCCUAGGGCAUCUUCAGAAUGCGGCAUAUUUUUAUGUGGAGAAGAAAAGCUGUGGAGGCAGCUGUCUUGAAGAGAAAAUUCAUUGGAAGUCCUCAAGAUUUGAAAGAUGGCGGCCUGCUCCUCAAUCAUUUUGGCAUAACUUGAUUGUGGCUGUAAUUUUUUUUUUUUGUCAAGCAUGUCAGACAAUAAAGUCUUUGU
Messenger RNA from Mus caroli (Ryukyu mouse), 3300 nucleotides. NCBI's taxonomy places the organism in Eukaryota, Metazoa, Chordata, Mammalia, Rodentia, Muridae. The record is from RefSeq and is a predicted model, not a curated record.